AUGGUCAUCAUUGAGAAACAUUCAAAUGUGAUAAAAACUCUUAGAGAUGAAGUUUUGACCAGAAUUCAUUAUCAAUCAGAUUGUUUACCGUCCUUGAAAAGCAGAUCAUUGAAAGAAGAAAAUGCUACUGUCUUCAUCACAAGCACUAUUGAGAGAGAAGAGGAACUACUGAAACAGAUAAUCAACCUAUUUCAUGCAGAAGUGGCAACCAUUCAAAAAGAUUUACAAAUCAAAUUGGUAAACACAUGUGAUAGGUUGGAAGUAGCGAGCAAAACAUAUGCAGAACUAAAUGAUGACUUUCAUAUUAAACUUUCGAAACAAAGGAAAGCCAUGAUGACAAUGUGGAAAGCGAACUAUGUCAAGAAAUUUCAACAAAAUCGUAUGAAUUUUUUGAAGAAUUUGGUUAUCCAAGUUCAUUUCCAAAUAAAUGAUCGUAUGAUGGACAAAGAGAAUGAAUUCAAUUGUUUGCUGGCCGAGAAGAAGCUGUUAAAUGAUAAAGUCAUAAAGCUUGAAAAAAAGCGGAUACAAAUUAUGAAAAAACAAAAAGAACUGCAGUCAAAAAUAUUUUUUGAAGAACAUAAGGAAUGCCUUUAG
Auanema sp. JU1783 is the source of this 594-nucleotide messenger RNA. NCBI's taxonomy places the organism in Eukaryota, Metazoa, Nematoda, Chromadorea, Rhabditida, Rhabditidae. The record is from the annotation of a GenBank genome assembly.